AACUCCUAUCCACAAUGGCACAAUAUUAUCGCUGCCCUCCCCUUUCGUCAUCCAUGACUUCCCUCCCCGCCGCGGUCAUGGCCACCGCGACGACGCUGCCCCUAGGCCUCCUCCCCUCCAAAACGCUGACCCUCUCCCCUCUCCCUUCUGCGCGCCGAUCCCUCUCCAUCGCCGCCGUGGAGCCCCGGCGCUGGCUCCUCCGAGCCGCCGCUGAGGAGGCGCCUGAGGCCGUGGAGGUUGAGUUCGUGGAGCCCGACGCGGAGGCGGAGGAGGAGCCCGCGGUACCGGAGCCCGUAGAGGCGCAGCUCGCCGCCGCGGGGGCUGGGAAGGACGCCGACAUCUUCGCUGUUGUCAUGAUUGGUUCAAGACAAUACAUUGUGAUGCCGGGCAGGUAUAUAUACACACAGAGACUGAAAGGUGCCAAUGUCAAUGAUCAGAUCAUAUUAAACAAGGUGCUACUGGUGUCAACUAGAGAAAAAGCUUACAUUGGCAUGCCAGUGGUGACCAACGCUGCUGUUCACGCAGUGGUUGAAGAACAGGGACGUGAUGAUAAAGUUAUAGUCUUCAAGUACAAGAAGAAGAAGAAGUACCAGAGGAAACUUGGUCACAGACAGCCAAACACAAGGUUAAGAAUCACAGGCAUAAGUGGAUACGAAGAGUACCCUGCUGACCCAAUACUUGACCCUGCUGCAGCUUAAGCUAAAUUGUAAGUUAUGUAGUUACAAAUCGGCUGGUAGUACAGUAGCAUGCAAGUUUUGUUCUUGUUUACUUUUUUUUUCUCUGGAAGGAACACUUUUCAUCAAAAUUUUACCUUGUUUUGUGUUCCAAAUGCUGCCAGUCAACAAGUGGUUCCAUGUAUUUAUUUCAUGAGCUCUUAUUCUUGUUCCUUUUCAACUUGUGUGUGCUAGCCACUAGCCAGUUGUAUUACAUGACAUUCCAUAAAGAAGAGAUUUCUUUUUACUAC
Messenger RNA from Zea mays, 964 nucleotides. Its product is annotated as 50S ribosomal protein L21, chloroplastic-like. Gene Ontology annotation, cellular component: ribosome. The record is from RefSeq and is marked validated. NCBI's taxonomy places the organism in Eukaryota, Viridiplantae, Streptophyta, Magnoliopsida, Poales, Poaceae. Gene Ontology annotation, molecular function: structural constituent of ribosome; RNA binding. Bases 15 to 698 code for a protein of 227 amino acids. The transcript is spliced from 5 exons. Gene Ontology annotation, biological process: translation.